Molecule: messenger RNA, 5299 nt
Organism: Nycticebus coucang (slow loris)
Lineage: Eukaryota; Metazoa; Chordata; Mammalia; Primates; Lorisidae
Gene: APBB2
Product: amyloid beta precursor protein binding family B member 2
Exons: 7
Coding region: 4138-4770 (210 amino acids)
Biological process (GO): regulation of DNA-templated transcription
Cellular component (GO): cytoplasm; nucleus
Molecular function (GO): transcription factor binding; amyloid-beta binding
Source: RefSeq, a predicted model, not a curated record
AGCUGAAUUCUCUGAAUAUCAUCAGAAACCAGAUGGUAAAUUUGCAUAAAUUUGGUAUUCAUUUCCGUUCAGAGACCUUUUACCUGCAGGGUGCAGAUUCUAAAGGGGGCUGUGAGUGAGUUUCAGGAAUCACUGAACCUUCCCAAUACCACCCAUCUUCAAAAUCGCGCAUAAAAUUAUGAGUUCAUGCACCUUUUUUUGGAGUGGUUACAUCAGAUUCCAAAAGGUGCCACCCAUGGUUCAAAACAGACCAGAGACCUUUCCUUUGUCUUGGCUGCGCCCCCCCAAAUCCUGGGCAGUGGUGCACCAGCCAGCCUGCAUGUCAGGGCCAUGCUGUGAGCCCCCACCCGGGAAGACUUUACCUGCAUUAACCAAUGUCACCUGCACAGCGCUCUCCAGAGGUGAGUACCACCAUUACCCCCAUCAUACAGAUGAAGAAACUGAAGAACCAAGAGGCUACCGGGCCUUGGCCAAAGGCCAACAACUAGUAAAUGUCAGACACUCAAAAAACUUACAACUGGAGGGAAAAAAAUAAACUGUCAGGAGCUGGUGCAAGACUUUUUAUGACAUAAAGUUUCACGCUUUCUGCUUUCUUGUCAUAUGGACGUGUGCUCAGUAGACUCCCAGUGAUGAAAGACAACCGUCAACACAUAGCUUGUGAUAGGAACUUCUGCAAGAACGUGGGAGAGGCCCGCUGGCAAGCCAAGAGAGAGAGUAAGCUUGCAAAGUGGGCGGCUGCGUGUGGCAUAAGAAGUAAGUGGCUGUGUCCAGGAACAAGCGAUAGCAUCCUCUACCUAAAAGCCGAAACAGACAUUUUCAUCCUGGUGUGCUGGGCUUUUUUGAGGAAUUUCCUCUUCAUUUAGAUUCCAGUUACGCACGCCAAUUGGUUCUGUUAUUUCGGGCUUAUAUUAAGGAAAACAUUGCCGAUUACUCCCACGUUCAUUUUCCCAGGAAACAGCAUGGAGAGCAUGCUGAUCAGGCAGCUUGGGUAUGCAGCUCGUGUGGAAUUAAUCUUGGGGUUCGCUUCUUCCCACUGGCAUCUUGUACAGCGAGGAGAGAGUAAGCUUGCGCCCAACUCUAAAUUUAGCCGUCUCCACUCUCAGAAAUGACUUGCCUUGUGCAGGAGCCCAGCUUCAGGCUGAUGGGUUUUUUCCCUUGCAAAUUUACAAGGUGCUGAAUCUAUAGAGCAGCUAGCACCUGUCUGGAACUCUGCUGGAUCUUUGAAUGACAUUUCAGAGAUCACUCUGAGGUCUCUAUUUAUGGCUGGUUUUCACUUUGAGACUUGUGUCAACCACGGUUUAUUAAUCCCCAAAGAAUUAACCGUGUUCAAAGUUUGCGUUAUCAUUUUUUCAAGUUCUGCCUUCAGGGAAAAACAUGUAUUGAUGGUACUUAAGUGAAUCACUAGCCAUGGGUCUGAUUUUUUUUUAACUCCAAGACUAUGGUAAUAUUUAUACACAAAGGAAACAUUGUCUUCUCAGGUUUUUUAGAUUUUAAAAGUUUUUGUCAUACCCUAGGCAUAGGCUUUUUAUUAAGAAUAAGAAAUAAAAAACUUUUGGCCUAAAUCACCAGUGAGUCAAAACACUAACAUUAUUUUUCUGAUAAAAAGCUGCACACUGGGAAAUUCCUUGAGCACCUGUUCCUGGAUGAGAAAACCAGGACUCAGGAGGGUUAUGUGACUUACCUGAUGAUACACAGCCAUUUACUCAAACUGGGAUUAGAAUCCAGGGCUCUGGAUGCUUUGCUGAUGAUCUAAAUUACCUGUGAAGACUGGCUGUGCUGAGGUGGUGUCAGCGGGACCUGAGCAGGAGGUGACUCGCCAUCAUUCUGGGGCAGGUGGUGCCCACAAAUCUGGGAGGGUCACCACUACGUCUCCAGGGGGCCCCUGCCAUGGGAGACAGUCCAUCUCACAUGCUGCCCAGCACGACCCAACUGAAGCAAAACCGUCAGGUGACUUAGUGGUGAUACCGCCGCGAUGCUGGCUGUUGCACCUGCCUUGUGUGCCUGGCUCUCCUUUACACGUAUCAUUUCAUUUAGUUUCAUUCUUGUGAAGACUUUGAGCCAGGAGUCCUCAUCCCCUUGUCACUGAUGAGACAGGCCCCAGGGCCCACACCAGGUAACACGGUGUGCCUGGCGCGCAGAGGAAGACUGGGAGAUCUGUGUUGAGUGACCAAAGAGAAGGUAAGUAGCGUCCCAGAGGAACAUCCCACCGUCUGGACUCGAGAACCACUGUCUGCCUCUUCAGCCUAAACAGCCUCUCCUGAAAAUUUUCCACCACCUGUCCCUGCAGAAAAUUCACCAAAGGGAAAGAGAUUCCCUGUUCCUCUAAAACUCCAGGAUCUUUGCCAGACCCUCUGUCCUCCCGGACACCUGUGCAUAGGGACUUUCUGGGUGUCUCAUUUAGGAGACAGACCAGUAGAGUGCUCUCCAGGGCCAUGUAGAAGUGUAGGGUACCUAGCCACUGCAGGUCUCCAGGGCCAUGUAGAGGUGUAGGGUACCCACUGCAGCUCUCCAGGGCCAUUUAGAGGUAUAGGGUACCUAUUGCAGGUGCAGCUAAGAGGGCUAGAAUCAGAGUCCUGCCGCCCAGGGUUGAGCUCUGUCUUCCCCAGAUCCCAGCUGUGUGACUUUGGCCAAGUCCCUUAACCUCUCAGAAUUUGUUUCCUCAUCUGUCGGGGAGAACAGUAAUAUUGACCUUGUCUAGUGGCUGGUAGGGGCCAUGCGGAGCCAGUGCUCACUAAGGGGUGUUUGUUGGGUUUAUUAGUCUUAUUACCUGUGCCUUGGGGCACGCUUGUCACAGUGGUUUCCCUCAAAUAUUGAGGUAGGUGUUUACAUAUUUUUAUCUCAAAAGGCAUGUUUAUUGUAUAAUUUUAAAACAAAAUCUUCCAUAAUCCCCCCUCCAGAUUGCAGUUGACAGUUUGGAUAUUAUGUUCUGGAAUUUUUACUAUGUAUGUGUUAAAAUACAUGCUCAAACAUUCUGUUUCUCACAAGAGACGUCCCAGUGUGCCUGGGUCAUUGUUUUGUGUCAAGGUGUCACGCCCUGCCUCUCCAAGCGUCAUGGGCUGUGCAUUUCACUGUCUGAUGCACUUGGUGUCCCACGCCUGGUUUUGGCCCCAGGCUUCAGGGCUCUGCUGGCCGCUCCAUGACCCCAGCCGCAGGGUCCCCAAGGGAGCGAGUUUCUGUGAUCACCAGGUGGCCCCUCCUCCUCCUCAUCUAUCAGAGCCCCCUCCCUUUUCAGUCCAGCUGCUCUACGGUCAGCACAUGCAUGUGACCAACCUGGGGGCUCUGCCCUCAAGGCCAGAGGAAGUGGUGAGCACGGAGGGUUAAGGGGUUAGGUGACUUCAUUAGGGUCCCAGAUGGCUCAGAGCAGCUCUGGAGAUGGAAGUCCAAACAUGAGCCCCCAAACCUGGAGCUGCUGUCCGCUCCCUGCUCCCCUCCAUGUCCCCUCCCCCACUUCCCUAGCUGGGCCCUGAGCCCCCCCACCCUCUGCGCUUCCAUCACUGUCCCUCCCUCCUCUGCCCUGGCCUCCUUCCUUGCCUGCCUCCCUGUCACCUCUGAGGAUGCUUCUCAGUGGAAGGUCCUAGAUUCAGUGUUGUAGCUUUAUUAUGCAGUGUCAGGAGAGUCGAAGAACAGGUGAGGUGGGGUCCGCAUCCUUGUUUCUGGAUGUUGUUGAGGGGAAGCAGGUGGAGCUGGAAAAUGAAGAUGGGUCCUCUGCCAGUGUUUACUGCAAAUAGUUUCCUGUAUUUGAGAUAUUUUAAGCUUGAUUACCUCCCCCGGUUGAUAUGUUGCCUGUGUAAAUUCAGCUGGCGUUUCUUGGCUUGAUCAUAACGUGGCUCAAAAUACACACUCCUGGGUGAUAGAGUUCAGCUUAAAAAAAGCCUGAAAGGCUAUGACCUGCUGCAAAGUUGGGGAGUGAGGGCCGUGGGUGGGGAGUUGUGUUAGCGGGGCUGUGUGCCCCCGGAUGCCGUGAAUGCUAACGUCUUGUUUCUGCUCUGUCCCUCAUGCCUACCCGGACACAGCGAGAGGGAUUUUGCUUAUGUAGCAAGAGACAAAGAUACAAGAAUUUUGAAAUGUCAUGUAUUUCGAUGUGACACCCCAGCAAAAGCCAUCGCCACAAGUCUGCACGAAAUCUGUUCCAAGAUUAUGGCCGAGCGGAAGAAUGCCAAAGCCCUGGCCUGCAGCUCCUUACAGGAAAGGACCAAUGUGAACCUAGAUGUUCCUUUGCAAGUAGAUUUUCCAACACCAAAGACUGAGCUGGUGCAGAAGUUCCACGUGCGGUACCUGGGCAUGUUACCUGCAGACAGACCGGUCGGAAUGGAGACCCUGAACAGUGCCAUAGAAAGUCUUAUGACAUCAUCCAACAAGGAGGACUGGCCGUCAGUGAACAUGAACGUGGCCGAUGCUACUGUGACCGUCAUCAGUGAAAAGAAUGAAGAGGAGGUCUUGGUGGAGUGCCGAGUGCGAUUCCUGUCCUUCAUGGGUGUCGGGAGGGACGCCCACACGUUUGCCUUCAUCAUGGACACUGGGAACCAGCGCUUUGAGUGCCAUGUUUUCUGGUGUGAGCCCAAUGCUGGUAACGUGUCUGAGGCAGUCCAGGCCGCCUGCAUGUUACGGUAUCAGAAGUGCUUGGUAGCCAGGCCACCUUCACAGAAAGCCCGACCGCCUCCACCGCCAGCAGACUCAGUGACCAGAAGAGUCACUACCAAUGUAAAGCGAGGGGUCCUGUCCCUUAUUGACACUUUGAAACAGAAACGCCCUGUCACAGAAACGCCGUAGGUGCAUAUGGUAAAGACUCUAAUACUGCCCUGAAGAUUGAAUAGCUACGCUCAAGAAGAUGGACUGACAUCUGACCUUCCAUUCAGUUGCUGAUGCUUUGUCUUCAGAGAAUUUAUCCUUAACCAAACAGUGUUAGACAAGCAUGUCCUCUCGUCUUGCCACCAUCACGUGAUAUGAAAAGAAGCAUGAAUAAUUUUUUUUGCUGUCAGUAAGUUACAUCAUGAGCAGUGGAAGGUCUUUUUCUUAUUGUAAAUAUUGUGAACAUUACUUCACACACACAGGGAAGGAUGUGGCCACACCCCUCCUAGUGAACUAACGCUGUGUCUUGGCGUGAACGAUGCCUGAGUUAGUUUCACUGGCUUCUUGACUGGGGAUCUUUCACAAGCAACUUUUAAGUUCUACAGCACUUUGCCCUGUUUUCAACAUUGGAAUAGACACUUCCUAGCAGAUACCACUGAACUGCUAUAAAAAUAGGAUGGCGAGUUUUUGUUUUAGUUUUUCAUAAAAUUGAACACGUUGUUUGACAAAA